Penaeus chinensis is the source of this 3370-nucleotide messenger RNA. Its product is annotated as gastrula zinc finger protein XlCGF57.1-like. Bases 1741 to 2988 code for a protein of 415 amino acids. The transcript has 4 exons. The record is from RefSeq and is a predicted model, not a curated record. Lineage: Eukaryota; Metazoa; Arthropoda; Malacostraca; Decapoda; Penaeidae.
AUUACAUGGUCACGACCUACCCCAAUAAUCGACAAAGAAAGCAAAACUGAUAAUAAAGAAGGAAAUGAAGAGGAGUAUGUUAAAAGGUCUUUGACUUUUAGAAAGGAAUAAUCUAGUACUAUGAAAUCCAAGAUCCAUAUUGAACAAGAAAACUGAAAUAAAAUGUCUAAUUGUCAUCAGGGGGGCCAAUGGCGAUGGGAGUGCAUGUCCGCUUCCACCCUUCCAGCCAAGGGGGUCCCUCAUGGUGAGUCUCUAGGCAGGUCCUUAGUGCAUCUCUAACUCCUAGUGACAGGAGUGGUUGAGCUGCCCAAACCAUAACCUCCUAGGUCAUCCCAUGGGCCUCCUUCAUCCAGGAUUGUCUCACAAAGAGACAAUCUGAUGGGCAAUUCAGUUCUCUCAGGGCUUGGUAGGCAGGGUGAAGGUCAGUUACCAAGAAAUGGCCUUCAACCUCCCCAGAUGAAUUGUUCAUUGUCCCUUCUCAGCAGUGUCCGAGCCCUAUCACCAAGGAAUGGCACACGUUCUGAUUACUGUUCAGCUAAGCAAUGCGACAUGCUUCUGUGACCUCUAAUAUCUCCAGCAAGAUGAAAUUCUGCCUUGCCCAUGGGCUUUCGCCAAUGGACUCUUGUGCUGCUUUGAGUGUUUCAUGCUUUAAGGACUCCCACAGAACUAUGGGUCCAUCAGAUUUUUGAGUUCUAUGAAUUGACCAGAGACUGCUGUGGUGAAUCUCCGGGCACACUCCUCUGCCCUCAAUCUAAUGCACAAAGAAAAUCUGGGAAAAUAACUGUAAACGAAAUCUGGUUUAAAAAAAAAAAUAAUAAUCUAAAUAAUUAUACAGUAAUAAGAAAAGAUACUCAGUCAAGUUAUAUCUGUCAAAAAUGAUUUACAAUUCACUAAAAUUAACUCCAUGGUGACGGGUGAAGAAAACUAAAAAAAAAAAACUACACUUAGGCGAUCAAUGACAACAUGCCGACUUUGAGCGCGGGAGUUCGGCACAUCAAGCCAAAUCACUGCCUCGUAGCGCUUUGUUGUGCCGCUGCGGUGUACAGCCACACGCCACAUUUUGAGCAGUUUGUUUUCACGUCUAUAGACGUGACCCGUUGUUAAGGGUUUAAGAGAGAAGGAGGUCUGCCCCCAAGCUCCACCCUAUUGCUAUAUUUGUGUACACUCCUAAUGACCUUAGAUGCUGAUGCAGCAGAACAAAUUAAAUAAUAAAUAAUAAUAAAGUAUUUGAAAAAUUAGAAACUUUAUAAAAUCAAAUAUUAAGACUGGCAACUGGAUGCUUUAGAUCAACUCCAAUCAUAGCUGUGCAGAUCAGCCAUCAGUAAUAAAGUACUACAUAUUGAGACAGAAUUUCCUACAACAUAAGAAACAAGCAGCUCAAAAGAAAAGGAUCCAGAGGAUAUAGAAAACAUAGUCUUAAACCCAAUAACAAGAAAGAAGAAGAAGAAGCUGACUGAUAGCAGUUACCAAGAUUAUACAACUUUACAUUUUUUGUGCACAGAAAAGGGAAGCAGAUUAUUCAAGAAAGGAAUAAUGAUUACAAACAAAGGAAAUUAAAACAGCACAUGCAUCGAGUCAGUGAGAAGGAAUCGGCACUUUACUGCAACUUUGAUCAGACUGUGGACAGGAUUUGAACACCACUUGAUACUUCUUCAAAUAUCCUGCAUAGUGCAAGUUAUAGGAAUUGUUGAUUUUGGAGGUUCCUGAUUAUUGCUUUGGUGGGCAACCUCCUGGGGCAUCAUGGAUGAAGAACACUGUGAUGAACACUGUGAUGUAUUGCUGAAUGAAGACAAGACCCCUGAAAAAAUUGAAAUUAAGGUAGAAAGCAGUAUGGACUUCAGUGAUGAGAAUUACCCAGAAAGAGAUAAGGAAAGUAAUGAAUUUGAUUGUAUCUAUAUAAAAGUGGAAAAUGACACAAAUAAUGAAGGUGAAUGUUCAGCAUCUGAAGAAAGUAGACACAGUGACAAUGUAAUUGAAAAUAACAGUGCUUUGGAAGAGAAAACUGAAAAUAUUUGCAUUUACGAAAAAAAUAAUAUCUAUAUAAAAAUUGAAAAUGGUAUAGAUAUCAAAGAUGAGGUUCCAUAUUCUGAAGAUAUUGAAGGUUGUAACAAAACAGAUAUAAAUAAUUUAGAUGAUUGUGAAUAUGAAGACAAGAAACUUAUUAAUGAAGACCCUUUAUUACCACUCCCAUGUGAGGAUGAGGAUUGUGAUGAUAUAGAUACAGCAAAAAGUGACCAGGAGACACACAAAAGAGUGUACAUGAAAGGAAGGCCUUAUAGCUGUGAGGUAUGUAACAAGUCAUUUGCCAGAAAGGAUCAUCUAGUGAAUCAUAUUAGAUUACAUACCAAGGAAAAGCCUUAUUGUUGUGAAAUAUGCAGCAAAUCAUUCUCUGAGAGAGGUACUUUAGUGAAACACAUGCGAAUACACACUAAAGAGAAGCCUUUCACUUGUGAUAUAUGCAAAAAACCCUUCUCAGAGAAAGGGCAUCUCUCAAGACACAUGAGUGUACAUAUAAAAGAAAAGACUUUUAAUUGUGAGGUAUGUAACAUGGACUUCUCACGGAAAGAUUAUUUAAUAAGCCAUAUGAGAGUGCAUACAAGAGAGAAGCCUUUUAAGUGUGAAAUAUGUAGCAAGGCAUUUGCUAGGAAGGAUCAUCUUGUGACACAUACCAGGUUGCAUACAAGGGAAAAACCAUAUAGUUGUAGAAUAUGCAACAAGACAUUCUCUGAUAAAGGACAUCAAAUGAAACACAUGCGUAUACAUACAGAAGAGAAGCGCCAUUGCUGCAAUAUAUGUAGUAAAGCUUUCUUUGAGAAAAGUCAUCUAGUCAGACACAUGAGAGUACAUACAAAUGAAAGGCCUUUCAGUUGUGAGGUUUGUCAAAGGGCAUUCUCUGUGAAAAGUAUUCUAGUGAAACACCGAAGAAUACAUAUAAGAAAAUUCUUAAAUAGCAGUACUGCAAAAGAUUCACCCAAGAAUGAUACCUAAGUAACACAAAUGAAAGUGUAUAUAAAGAAGAGAUUUUGCAAGUGUAAUCAAUAUGUUAGUGUUCAGUGGAUCAGUAAGCUAAGGAACCUGAGUUAUUAUCUUGUGUUCAUGAGUUCAAGCCUCUCUGUUUCUAUGAAUAAUUAGGAAGACAACUAAUCCUUGCACGUGGGAGGUGGCAAUCUACCUGUAGGUUAAGGCUAUGUGUCAUCCAUUAUCUGUCCAACUUACUAUUACUAUUAUGAUGUUCUGUGGAACGUAUGACAUGAUACUACAUUGAAAUGGCGAUCUACCAACGUAUGUCCGCCUUGCUAUUGCUGUUAUAAAUUUCUGUAGACACUAUCUUACAUUCAAAUGACAACAGGAAAUGAAUCACAAAGUCUCA